Erigeron canadensis is the source of this 2852-nucleotide messenger RNA. RefSeq lists its product as uncharacterized. Gene Ontology annotation, molecular function: transmembrane receptor protein tyrosine kinase activity; ATP binding. The record is from RefSeq and is a predicted model, not a curated record. Gene Ontology annotation, biological process: protein autophosphorylation. Lineage: Eukaryota; Viridiplantae; Streptophyta; Magnoliopsida; Asterales; Asteraceae. Gene Ontology annotation, cellular component: plasma membrane; plasmodesma. The transcript has 8 exons. The coding region runs from base 222 to 2441 and encodes 739 amino acids.
GAAUAGCAGUUUGUGCUUGAUGUUACAUUCUUUUUAGUCCUAGAUCUUUAAUUUAUUCCAAUCAUCAAUAUAAUGUCAGCAUAAAAGAGUUUCAACACCUCAAAAUCCCACUCCAAGACUUGAUAUCGGCCACCAAUAACUUUGCCGACACUAACUGUAUCGGUCGAGGUGGGUUUGGAAAAGUUUAUAAAGGGGAACUUGUCCAGCCCGACGGGACCACUAUGGUCGCUGUAAAACGCUUAGAUAGUGCAUUUGGCCAAGGAGCCCCAGAAUUUUGGAAAGAAGUCAUGUUACUUUCUCGUUACAAACAUGAAAAUCUUGUUUCACUAUUAGGCUUUUGUAACGAGGGUCGGGAAAAUAUCCUUGUGUACGAGUAUCUAGCUAACAGAAGUCUUGAUCUGUACUUGAGUGGCAAUGAUCUUUCUUGGAAUCAACGUCUUCUUAUAUGUAUUGGGGCUGCACAUGGAUUACAAUUCCUUCAUCAUCCCGCAGAGGGGAGUCAACAAAGAGUCUUGCACCGAGAUAUUAAAAGUGCAAAUAUCUUACUAGAUCAAAACUGGAAACCAAAGAUUGCAGAUUUUGGUCUUUCCAAAUUCGGACCUGCUAACCAACAAUAUACUUAUCUUUUUUCGAACGCUGUAGGCACGAUGGGGUAUUGUGAUCCAUUGUAUAUGCAGACGGGCUACUUGACUAAAGAAUCUGACAUAUAUUCCUUUGGUGUGGUUUUAUUUGAAGUUCUUUGUGGGAGACUUUGUGUGGAAAAUUUUGAGGAUAUUCGUAAAUUUUUGGCUAUUUUGGCACGAAAAUGCUAUGAAGAAAAGAAACUAGACGCCAUCAUCCAUACUAGUCUGAAAGAAGAAAUUUCACCACAUUGUUUGGAAAGGUUUUCAACUAUUGCGUAUCAAUGUUUGCAGAUAGAUGGCACAAAACGACCAUCCGUUGCAAAUAUAGUGGAAGAACUGGAAAUUGCAUUGCAAUAUCAAGUGGAAUAUGAUUUUGAGAAGGAACAGAAGUUGGAGCAACAUGUAGAGAUAGAGAUAGACUAUAACUCCGACAAAUACUGGGAGACAAAGCUUCCAAGAGACUGGGAAGUGAUGGUAAAGAUGUUCAAGAUUCCACAUGCCAUUUGUGCUAUAAAAAAGGAACUGUUUGCUCAUCUUCAAAAAGGACUUCUUUAUGAAAAAGGCAACAAGUUCUUCUGGAUAAACGAUCACGGAAAGAAAUGUGUAUUGCUAUCAGCAAGAAGCUUUCUAAAUCUUGAUCUGACGACAUGGGUAUUCCAACGUGAUUUGAGAUUUUCAAGGGUAGCCGAGUAUCCUUAUGGAGACCUAUAUGACAUUAAGUGCCAAAUAAAAACUAGCAUGUUAUCACUUGGUACCAUGUAUGCAGCUUGUUUGGUGUUCAAAUAUCGUGGAAAACCCAUUGCGGACCAAGUACAAUUUGAGAUAAUGAAAAUUGAAUGGAAGAUGGGUGAGUUGAGUGUACAAUCUACUCAUUAUGCAGAGCAACUAUCGGACAACUGGUAUAAGAUAGAAAUGUGGAACUUUACUAAUCAUUGGCGGGAUGCUGAUUUUGAUAUUCUCCUCGAGAAACUCUCAUUUCUUCAUGAUCAAAUGAAAACCGAUCUCUUGAUUCAAGGAAUUGAAUUUCAAGCCAUAGAGAUGGAUGUGCGGAAUGAAGAUACUGAAGCAUUUAGAAGUCUUUCUGUGACAAAUGAAGGGGAUAUAGAUACAGAUGUAGACGCAAAUGAUAUGUACUGGGAGAAAAAGUUGCCAGAUGACUAUGAACCUUAUAUUCAGAUGUCGGACAAACCUUUGGACUACACCACAAAAAAGGAACUCUACCUCCACUUUUGUGAAGGUUUCCUAUGCAAUGAUGGCGAAUGGUUGUUAUCGUUACACAAAUCAACACGGGGGAUAUGUGUAUUAUGCUGUAGAAUACAUGAUACAUGGCAAGAUGAUUUGAGGCCUCACUGCCGCUGCUUUACCUUUUAUACGAGUCCGCACAUGUUUUCACCUCAGCAGAUCUACGCAUGCUAUCUUGUGUUCAAAUUUCGAGAAAAACCCACUCAAACAGAGGAUAUUCUUUUGUUAACUGCCAAGUGCAUACUGGAUGAUAUACCUCAAGGUAGAAUGUAUGCAUAUAUGGGUUAUCCUCCGAUGAAUAUACCGAUCAUCAAACCAAAGAAUCAUUAUGGAUGGCACGACUCAUCAAAUAUACCAGCAAAUCGAGGACGUGGGAUGCUAAAAGGUCACACAGAGCAUCUUGUUUAUAGUAGGAUUGAGGAAAGAAAGGAUGGUUGGAUGGAGCUCAUGGUGUGUAAAUCGUUAUGCCACUUGGAGGAUCAUUCUAAGCUGGAGGUGUUUCUAUAUGAUUUCGAGUGCUAUACAGUUGAAACCUUGCAUGUGAAAGGCAUCGAGUUUAGGCCAUGUAUUGUUUGAAAGAUCACUACAGAACAGUAUUCAUCUGAAACAGGUCAAAUGGGUGCCGGAGGGUCAAGCAGGCUGAAACUUACCCGUUUCGUAAUCCAAGUCAUCCCAUUCUAACGUGGACUUAAACUUCCCCGUUUUUACCCAUACCCAGCCUGCCAAAUAAGUGCCAAUCUGUCACCCUGCUUGAUCAAGUGAUUUACCAAAUGGCACACAUGACUUCUGUUCAAAUCUUGGCUACCAUGUACUAGCAGUUAGGCCUUUCUACUGGCAAUAUAUUGCUUUUAUAGGAAUGAUGAGACGACCUUUCUACUACAGUUCACAUUUUUAAUAAGAUAACAAAAAUAAACAGUUGUAAGCAUGCGCAUAUAUAUUACAGUUCACGGCUAUGAAAAUUAUUUUUGUAAGUUAGUGACAAACUGG